Messenger RNA from Rhagoletis pomonella (apple maggot), 746 nucleotides. RefSeq lists its product as uncharacterized. The record is from RefSeq and is a predicted model, not a curated record. Bases 144 to 683 code for a protein of 179 amino acids. The transcript has 4 exons. NCBI's taxonomy places the organism in Eukaryota, Metazoa, Arthropoda, Insecta, Diptera, Tephritidae.
GAACGUCGACCAAUGGCGCACAGUAUGUAAAAGUUGUUUAGUAAUUUAAUACCACGUUUAAAAUUUUGUUUCGCAAAAAGGUAUGGAGGGAUUUCAAGAGCCGUACUAGUAUUAAGGUGCGUGAUAGAAAACGAAAGCAGGCAAUGACGGGAAACAAUCCCAUUAAUGAAGAGCCACCCACUGAGCUUGAGAGGCGUGUGAUUGCCCUUGUCGGUAGCGACUAUGUGCAGGGCAAUGAAACUGUUGCUGAAAGUGUGCCAGUGGAAGAGGAACUCCAACUUCGUAUGGAAGAGGGUGAUGAAAAUGUCAUCAUAAAGAUGGCAUCUAUUUUCCACGAAGUCAGUAUUGAGAUGUGCACAUCGACUCCUGUAACUCCUGCAGGAAAAACGCCUCGUAGAGGUGCAAAAAGAAGGCGUGUGGACGUUGGUACCGAGGCCCAAAAAACGUUUUUGGAAAUUGUUCAGACCCAAGCAAAUGCCUUAAAAAUGCUAGCAGAGUCGAGUGCAGCGAAUGUACAAAUAGCAAGUAGACAAGCAGAUGCUUUGAAGUUGUUAGCUGAAACAAGUACGGCGAGUGUGCAGGUAGCGAAAUCGUUGGCCGAAGCUAUGAACACAAUGGGGGAAGGUUUAAAGGCAUGUGCGGAUGCCUUUAAUAAUUUAACAAACGCUAUCUACCGCAUGUAAAUAUUGUGUAAAUAUGUAGUUUUUGAAGUAAUUUUUUGUUUUUAUAUUUAUGUUAGUUUUAAG